GUGGAUGCUUAAAAAGGAACUAAAAGAAGAUACUUUUGGUCCUUAUGUUGAAAAUCACGAUUUUGAUGAUAUCCUCCUUAUGUGGCAUAUCGCCACUGAACUAUGCUUCAACGACAGUGAGGAUCCAGAAGCUGAUAAGGACCAACGUGACACUGCAAAACAGCUAUCAGGUUACAUGUUGUAUCUUCUGGUCAUGAAGCCUGAUAUGAUGUCCGCAGUCUCUAGCAUAGGGGAAACAAAGUUCCUAGAUGCUUGCAAUGCGAUCUGCAAAGUAUUUGACAAGGAAUUAGGUGGAACAAAGAAGCAAAAGUUUUGUCAGUUCUUUCGCGGAGAGAGCAAAGGAGAGAAGGAAGCUGUACAGAGAGAGGCCAAAACAAUUCUUAGCGUCAACAGAGAAGUUCACCCUGUACAAAUGGAUAAUGAAAUUUGUUUCCAUGCUUUUAUGUUGGCCAAAGAGCUUAAACUGUUACCCUCCAAGGAAAAAUGGCUGCUAAUAAGCAAAUUGUGGGUCGAACUGCUUUCAUAUGCGGCUACUCAUAUCAGAUCAAGUGCACAUGCUGAACAGCUAAGUAAAGGCGGAGAGCUCAUAACUGUUGUUUGGUUUCUGAUGGCUCAUUUUGGCUUGGGAGAACUGUAUGAGAUCAACCAAGGAAAAACCAGAUCAUAAGCCAUCUAUCAACAAUUACAUUUGUUAUUUGAUCAAGUAAUGAUAAUUUCUACAAAUGUAUUGAUUUAAAUAAUUUUUUCUACGAUG
Molecule: messenger RNA, 754 nt
Organism: Daucus carota subsp. sativus
Lineage: Eukaryota; Viridiplantae; Streptophyta; Magnoliopsida; Apiales; Apiaceae
Exons: 1
Coding region: 5-667 (220 amino acids)
Source: RefSeq, a predicted model, not a curated record